AUGGACCCAGACUUGGCCCGUCAGGGAUGCCAAAACUACGCUCUAUCGCCUCUGCGGAUCGCCCUUGACCUCCUCGUCUGCCUGCUAGUCGUGGGCUCCUUCAUCCCCCAAAUCAUCCGCAUCGCCCUUACGGACCGGAGCAGUGAUGCGGGGAUAUCAGGUUGGUACAUGGUGCUCCUGACGCUAAGCGCCACCUCACACCUGGCAACCGUGCUCGGCACACUAUUCACAAAGGGACCCAUGGUGUGUGUCCGCGAGGGGUACCUGCGCGGGUGGCAGGCGUUCUCCGCCCUCGGAAUGGUCGUCCAGAGUAUCCUGCACUGGGCUUGUGCGCUGGGCUUGCUGGCCGUCUAUCUGCACUUCCGCCACGGGCGUGGCAACGGCUCGGCUGGAUAUGUCCUGGUGCAGGAUGAUGAUCCUCAUCCGCAUUAUCCGAUAGGAAUAGACCCGGGGCCGGAUACACCACUUCUGGAGCGUCUGAUCGCGGGCGACCAACAACAAACCGUGCUCUCCUCGCCAGCCAUGUAUGGCAGCGGCAGCGGCACCUCAUCACCCUCCAACAGGGUCAUCCUCGCGGUCGUCAUCACGCACGCAGUCAUCACUCUCCCAUUCCCGAUCUACAUCUUCCUGGCAAAGCUCCCCCUAGCCUUCAGCGACGACAUCACCCCCUUGCUCGCGGCGCAAGUAUACUACAUCGUCCUCGCCUUCGCCGGUUUCUUCACUUCGGUGACCGCGGUAAUCCCGCAGAUCCACCUGAUGGUCUCGCGCUCGCGCAGCGGGCUUGACUUGGGCAAUCUGAGUGUCCUCGGGACGGGACUCCAGUGUCUUGCGCUGUUCGCCUUGGGUGCGUCGCAGUGGGUGAAGUUUGCGGUCUUUGACCCCACGCAUGGAAAUUCUGCGGGGCCGGGCGAUUGGUUUUGGACGUGGUUUCGGUAUUCCGGCGCGUCGCCGGUUGGAUAUCUGAUUUUGGGGCUGGGGCAAUUGGUUGUUUUUUGUGUCGCGCUGGGGAUUGGUGGAGGGCGUGAGACUCUUCAUUGGUAG
Molecule: messenger RNA, 1041 nt
Organism: Aspergillus calidoustus
Lineage: Eukaryota; Fungi; Ascomycota; Eurotiomycetes; Eurotiales; Aspergillaceae
Source: the annotation of a GenBank genome assembly